GCAGCCGGGGGGGCACCGGCGGAAGCGCUGAGGGGCCCGACGUGGCGCGGGGAUGGCGGAGCUGAGGCGGCUGCAGCAGCGGCUGCGGGAGCUGGAGGAGGAGCUGGCCCGGGAGAGGGGCGGCCGGGGGGCGCCCAGGCCACGCAUCGAGGCCAUGAGCGCCGAGGUGACGGAUUCCAACCCCUACAGUCGCUUGAUGGCACUGAAAAGAAUGGGAAUUGUCCAAGAUUAUGAGAAAAUCCGUACCUUUACAGUUGCAGUAGUAGGUGUUGGCGGAGUUGGCAGCGUGACUGCUGAAAUGUUGACAAGGUGUGGCAUUGGUAAGCUUCUUCUGUUUGAUUAUGACAAAGUGGAACUGGCAAACAUGAACAGACUCUUCUUCCAACCUCAUCAAGCUGGAUUAAGUAAAGUGCAAGCAGCAGAGGAUACCUUGAGAAAUAUUAAUCCUGAUGUUCAGUUUGAAGUACAUAACUACAACAUCACAACACUGGACAACUUUGAACAUUUCAUGGAUAGAAUAAGUAACGGUGCGUUAGAGGAAGGGAAGCCUGUCGAUCUUGUUCUAAGCUGUGUGGACAACUUUGAAGCUCGCAUGGCAAUUAACACGGCCUGCAAUGAACUUGGACAAAUCUGGAUGGAAUCUGGAGUGAGUGAAAAUGCGGUGUCAGGACACAUACAGCUUAUCAUACCUGGUGAAUCAGCUUGUUUUGCGUGUGCUCCUCCGCUUGUAGUUGCUGCAAAUAUUGAUGAGAAAACGUUAAAACGAGAAGGAGUUUGUGCAGCUAGUCUUCCUACAACUAUGGGUGUUGUGGCAGGAAUUCUCGUACAAAAUGUUCUCAAGUAUCUUUUAAAUUUUGGUACUGUGAGUUAUUAUCUUGGUUACAAUGCGAUGCAGGAUUUCUUUCCAACUAUGGCGAUGAAGCCAAACCCACAAUGCAGUGACCAAAAUUGCAGGAAACAGCAGGAAAUUUAUAAGAAAAAGGUAGCUGCACAACCAAAGCAAGAAGUGACUGAGCAGGAAGAAGAAAUAGUGCAUGAAGACAAUGACUGGGGGAUCGAAUUAGUAUCAGAAAUUUCAGAAGAUGAGCUGAAGGCUGCGUCUGGUCCGGUACCUGAUCUUCCUGAGGGAAUUACUGUAGCAUAUACUAUACCAAACAAGGAAGAGAAUCCAGUAGCUGAAGAAACAGUGGCUGAAUCUGAAGAAAGCCUGGAAGAACUCAUGGCCAAAAUGCGAAACCUGUAGCAAAACAAAUACUAACCACAAAUUUGGGAGUUUGGAUUGACAUCAAAUCUUGAGUGGACUUUUUUUUUUUUUCUCCUCCAAUGAAGCUUAUCUUUACAUAUCUGAUUAAAUGGAACUGUUACAGAGGUGGGAAGCAGACAGACCUAACCUUGUUUAUGUUCUGUUGUAUAUUCUCAUCUUUAAGCUACUGUAAGUUUUAGUUUCUCAGCAUUGCUGAGUGCAGGUAAUCAAUGCAAAUUUAGAGAGGGAUAAAUUAAUAAAAGUAUGCAUAGCAUGUUAUAUGCAGAAUCAGGUUAUAAAAACACAUAGUUUAGGACACGUGAAAGAUGAAAUCUGCUGGCUGGAGUGGAUAGAGUAGGUCGAGAGCAGCUGACAGUGCCUCACUCAUACUGCUGUUUGUUUUUCCAUGCAUUUGUAUUAGUCGUUCACGGGACUUUAACAGAGCCUUUGCAUGGAUUGUGCUGUGGGUAUGUUUAGUGAGUAAAUGGACCUUUUCAGCCUUUUCAUCAGCCUUAACUUAUACAAAUUUCCCUGGUUUUGUCACUUCUUACUACUGCUUGUUCAUUGUUAGCUGCCUGUAUGUGAUAAUACUUUCAGUAUAUUGCAACCUAAGUCUUUUGUUGGUAGAUGGUCAUGCUGGUAGACUAGAUAUACUUCAGCUGGCAGAUGUUUUUCAUGGCAAAAUAGGUAAGAAUUCCAAGUAACACUGGAAUGCACAAGAGACUUUCUCUGUGAAAAUCAAAAUUUCUGGGGUUUUGUUGGUUUCUAAAAGAUUAGUUUGAUCUACCUCCAUAUGGGGGUAUAUUUAAAUCUGAGUUUACAUAGGAAAGCUUCUAAAAUUAGAUGCUCUAAACAUUUAGUGUUGCAGAUGUCUAAGUUGAGUUGCUGAUUUACUGUAUUUGUCUUGUAAAUAAUGUUAAUAUGGUAGUAUUAACUUUUAAAUUAUCCUGUGUUAAACUGACCUGUAAAUGUACAGUAUGUAGUGCCAGUAUCCUACAGACCUGGAAAUACCAACUUCAAAUAUUUUAACUGUUCUGGGUGUCUGAUCCAGAACAUCAUCACUGUUUAGAUGUAAUUUAGAAUGUAGGUUUUAGCAUCUGCAAUGUGAUACAAGUCUUUAUAAUUUGUGCUGUUCAAAAACCUUUUUACAGCAUGGUGCAGCUAACACAGAACUAGCUGAUACAUGUUAGUAGCCUUAUCCAACCAACAUAAAAAAGGGUAAUAUUUUGGAGGUGCUUCUGUUUCUUAGGGUAGCUUGAAUUAAUACUUAAAAAUUUAUUUCUGAUUUCUAAGCAACCGUAACAGGCUUCAAGACGCAUUUCCUCCAUAGCUAGCGCUAGAUUAUAUUAUUUAAACAAAAAUCAUCUUUGAAGUUGGUGAAGGUUUUUUUCUUGUUCUGUAAAAUGGAAGGUGUUUUGUGGAUUGAUUUCAGUUUUGGAGAAAACAUGUAAAAAAUGAAUUGUAUCAAGGAAAGGGAAACAAAACGAGAUCGUUAAAAAGGUACAUACUUGAAUCAGUGUCACUAAGUCUACGUUAGUGUGAUCUAAGUGUCAAUUUAAGCGUUACAUUUCUUUGUGAGAAACUACCUUUCUGUUGGGAACAGUCAAAGUGAGGCAUAUGUUUGAUGCUGAAGAUUGAGGCAACCAAAUGGUUGACUCAUUUCUACAUCAGCUUAGUUAAACUAGACUCAACUAAUUGACAGCUUUAUAAGAAGCAACUGUUUACCAUUUUACUUCAUGUACAGUUUCAUGACCAAAUUAAUACAUUUUCAUAUGUACAGAAUACGCAAAAUGGUUUUUAUGUUAAUUUCAGGUAUUCAACUUGCAUAUAUGAGAAAGAUCUGAAGUAGAAAAUACUGUGAGAAGACUGUAUGUGUCAAUAGUUAGAAGUAUUUAGAAAUAACAUCAGAGCAAACAACAAAAAAAGCAGCUUUAACAAUCUUUUUCCAAUUAAAAAGAUAUUUACAACUAUAAUCUGUUCUACCCAUAAAAUCUAAUGGACAAUUUAUGACUUUUGUUAUGAACUAAGAAAUCAGGCAUAUUGCACUGUUUUUCUCCAGCUUUGUUUUUUGGCAAUCUUGUAAACAAAGCUCUAAUUUUUUACAGUGUAUCAUGAAUGUUACUGAGAUGAUACGUAUGAUUAAAACGCUAUUGAAAUUGAAGACUUUCUGCUUUGAGGUGUUCAAGUAUUAAAUAAAUUGCAAAAUUUGGCUUAUA
Molecule: messenger RNA, 3459 nt
Organism: Anas platyrhynchos (mallard)
Lineage: Eukaryota; Metazoa; Chordata; Aves; Anseriformes; Anatidae
Gene: UBA5
Product: ubiquitin like modifier activating enzyme 5
Biological process (GO): protein ufmylation
Cellular component (GO): cytosol; cytoplasm
Molecular function (GO): UFM1 activating enzyme activity
Source: RefSeq, a predicted model, not a curated record